Molecule: messenger RNA, 391 nt
Organism: Sphaeroforma arctica JP610
Lineage: Eukaryota; Ichthyosporea; Ichthyophonida
Exons: 1
Source: RefSeq, a predicted model, not a curated record
UGGACACACUCUGCAAGUUAAUGAAAAAUAAUAACUUACAGAGUCCACAGUUUAGAGGAAGAACUUAUAACUUGAAUCUCCAAAAGACAGUGAAUUAUUCUUACUUUCAACAUGGCGAACGGCACUUCAGCUACGUCUACGGGGAGCAGUAGCAGUAGAACAUCAUCAUCGACCUUACAAGAAAGAAGACCGCUUUCUAAAGUAGGCAGCAUGCUACGGAAUAGUGUAGAGGGUCUGUUUGCGAAGGUUCCAGUUUUAAAUCCUAAUCUACCGCUGACAGUAUACUAUCACGAUACAGCCAAACUCAAAGAGAUCAUAAAGGAGUUGGAGGGGGUCGGGAGUGACGGAGACACCACCGAGUUGAUCGAUAGGAUGCAUCAAGCACAGUGUU